AGCUCGAUGUGGAGCCCAGGCCCCCUCGCCCUCGGGGUCCUGCGGGCCGUGCGCCGUGGGGAGGCCCGGGGCCGCCGCGGGCGAUGCCGGCCGCGGACGCCGGGAGCCCGGCGGAGCAGGGCGGGGUGGGGUCGCGGCUCGUCCUGGUCGGGCACCCGAUGUGCCCGUUUGCGCAGCGGGCCUGGUUCGGCAUCGAGGAGGCGGGGCUGGAGUACGAGCUGCGGGAGUGCGAGCUGUACCCCAAGCCGAAGUGGCUCUGGAAGAUCAACCCCAACGGCAAGGUGCCGGUCCUGCUGGACGAGGCCGGUAGGCCCAUCGUCGAGAGCGAGGUGAUCGUGGACGCUAUCGCCGAGAGGGCGUCCCCUGCGCUGGGCGUCGGCAGCGACGCGGACGCAGAGGUGAUCUCUUCUUGGCGGCGGCUGGUCAACGAGGAGCUCCUGCCCGCUGGCCGCGCGGCGAAGUGCGGCGGCUCGCGAGCGGCUGGCCUGGGCGCCGUGCUGAGGCAGAUGGACAGCCUCGUGGCGGGCCCCUUCGUGGCGGGCGAGGAGAUCAGCGUGGCGGACGUGUCCGCGGCGCCCAUGAUGCAGCGCCUGUUCGAGGACGGCAUGGUGCCCGCCGAGCUCGCCAAGCUGCACGCGUGGUGGGCAGAGGUGAGCCAGCGGCCGGCGUUUCGGAAGACCGCCCUUCCCGCCGGCCAGUACUGGUGGUGGUGGUGAGAGCCACUUGGCAACUUCCUUUCGGAGGGGGGGCGCUCGCAGAAAGGCGGUGCUCGGGGGUGGUGCCAGCGUGCGGCUGGCUGCGCGGAGGGGUCGGCGCAUCCAGGGGCGCCCUCUCGCAAGCCAUCCCCUCAUGCUCCUCUUGAUCAUCCUCUUCCUCCUCCUCCUGCUCCUGCUCCUCGAAGGCGGUAGUCGUCCCUGUGCCUUCCUCUGCCAAAUCAUCGGGGGCUUGCCGCAGCCAUGGCCGGGUUGACCUCUUCUUGUGUUGGCAAAGGGGCGGCCAGCUUCAAUCCAGCCUCCUGGCCAGUGUUGGCUCUUUAGGGCCAGCUUCUCGCGAGGUCUUCUGAUCUGGGCGAGCGUCACCCGCACCGUUGAGUCCGAAUCCUACCCUCGGUCGUUUUUCUUUCUGGCUUGGCAGUCUUCUUCGAUCUGGGCAUACCUGACAUGGGAUUUCGAAUGACAAUACAGUCUCGCUUUCCUGACCGAUGAAUGCUAGGAGGCAGUAUGAGCAGCUUCAGCGUGAUCUUGUGGAGGACCGUGUGAACCAUGCUGAAACUGCUCUGAAGGACUCCCCUGUAUUUGCUGAGAGGAAAAGAAUUCGAGCGUACGUCAGAGCAGAGAGGAGGCGUGCCAAGAUGUGGGCUCCGAAGGGAAAGUCGUUGCCGCUUCAGGCUGUGGUCGACUCUGCGCGUGGGGAGGUCCUUGUGUCCUCUGCGGAUAUGGUUUCUUCCCUUCGGUCCCACUGGGCCCCUGUUUUCGCCCCCCGCUCGACGUCGCAGAGGCAUCUUGAUCAGUACUUAGGCAAGCAUAUGCAUGCCUUUGACUGGUCCUUGGCUGCGCCGCCGUCGAUGGGGUCGAUUGCGUUCGUGAUCCAUGGCGCGAAACCCACGGCCCCUGGGCCUGACGGCCUUCCGUACGCGGCAUGGCAGCAAUCUUCGCUCUCGCAAGAAAUCCUAUAUGAACUAAUGCUCGAGCUACUUGCUGGUUUUCCCCCUCCUGUCUCCCUUAA
Molecule: messenger RNA, 1725 nt
Organism: Prorocentrum cordatum
Lineage: Eukaryota; Dinophyceae; Prorocentrales; Prorocentraceae
Source: the annotation of a GenBank genome assembly